UUUUCUUUCUUUCUUGUUUUCUCCUUUCUUUUUUCUUUCUUUUUUUUUUAAUCUGUACAGUUUUAUACCAAAUAGAUGUUACUUACAGAGAAAGCAACUAAUAUUUAUACUGCGCCUUUACGAGGAAAUAGAAGAUUAAUUGUAUUAGUCUUGGCGAUUAUUUCAUUUAUUAUAUUAUCCAUGCUUACAUUUUCAAAAUCAUCACUAAAUCUAGGUGGUCAUUCAUGUGGUAGAACAAUUCGAACAUUAAAUGAAGCAGCAGCACUUUCUAGUAGUACUGGUGGUAUAGGGUAUAAUGAUCGAGGUGGACAAGCUAAAUUUCUCAAUUUAAACCAUUUAGAAGCUACAGCAAACGCUAAAGAAGAACAAGAACAUGUUUUAAUUUUAACACCUCUUAAAAAUGCUGCUGCUUAUCUUCCUCGAUAUUUUGAAUUAAUAGAUCGUCUUUCUUAUCCUAAGGACCUUAUCACUGUCGCAUUUUUAGUAUCAGAUACAACAGAUGAUACUAUUAAAAUUUUAAAAGAAAAAGCCGAUGAAUUCUUAAACCGUCAAGACCCCUCUCAACGCUAUCAUGAAAUUGCGAUUUAUGAAAAGGACUUUAAUUUCCAUUUACCUGAGGAUAAAAGACAUACAUUUGAACUUCAACCUUUACGUAGAUCUUUUAUGGCUCGUUCAAGAAAUUAUUUAUUAACUGCAGCACUCCGUGAAUAUCAUUCUUGGGUUCUUUGGUUAGAUGUUGAUGUGGUUGAAUAUCCUUCUACUAUUCUUGAAGAUCUUCAAAGUGUGAAUGUUGAUGUUGUCGUUCCAAAUUGUUUACUUGAAACAGAAGAUGGUUCAUUUUGGGCCUACGAUAAAAAUAAUUGGCAAGAAACUGAGGAAUCUAUUGAAAUGCAGAAAGAACUCGAUCCUGAAUAUGUUUUACUUGAAGGAUAUUAUGAAUUUUUAACAAAUCGUUAUCUUAUGGUGGAUAUGCCAACACAUCUUGGAAAGUUCGAAAAAGUUCCAUUAGAUGGUGUAGGUGCUACAUUUACACUUGUGAAAGCUAAUGUUCAUAGAGAAGGUGCAAAUUUCCCUCCAUAUGUUUAUAAACAUCAAGUAGAAACAGAAGGUUUUGCAAAAAUGGCAAAAGCAAUGGGAUUUGGUGUGUAUGGAUUACCUGGAUAUAUUAUCUAUCAUAUUCGAAACUCAUAAGAAAAUAUAUAUAUAUAUAUAUAUAAAUAUUU
Messenger RNA from Cokeromyces recurvatus, 1223 nucleotides. RefSeq names its product Anp1-domain-containing protein. Gene Ontology annotation, biological process: cell wall mannoprotein biosynthetic process; protein N-linked glycosylation. Gene Ontology annotation, cellular component: mannan polymerase complex. NCBI's taxonomy places the organism in Eukaryota, Fungi, Mucoromycota, Mucoromycetes, Mucorales, Mucoraceae. Bases 76 to 1191 code for a protein of 371 amino acids. The record is from RefSeq and is a predicted model, not a curated record. The transcript is spliced from 2 exons. Gene Ontology annotation, molecular function: alpha-1,6-mannosyltransferase activity.